Oncorhynchus nerka (sockeye salmon) is the source of this 5854-nucleotide messenger RNA. Its product is annotated as transforming growth factor beta activator LRRC32-like. The transcript is spliced from 2 exons. NCBI's taxonomy places the organism in Eukaryota, Metazoa, Chordata, Actinopteri, Salmoniformes, Salmonidae. Gene Ontology annotation, cellular component: extracellular matrix. The record is from RefSeq and is a predicted model, not a curated record. Gene Ontology annotation, molecular function: protein binding. Bases 1002 to 3098 code for a protein of 698 amino acids.
ACCUAUGGACGACUUUGGAUAAUUUCUCAUUAUGUUGCUUGCUGGUUAAGGUGACUGGUAAGAAUGUAUUGUAAAAUGGUAGAAUUGUCCUCAGAGGGACAGAGGAGAGGAGAAUGAUACACUUAGCAGUGGAGGUUGUGGAGUAGGGGAAGGAAUGUUCUAUGUAAACGUGUAAAGAAAAUAAUGAGAAAAGAGGUGGAUGGGUGUACAGAUUAAUACAUGAGAGCAAAUGUGUGAAAUGUUUUUGUACUUGCUGGGUAGGAGUGUUAUGUUCUCGUGGGCUAUUGUGGAAUCUUGAGGAGAGUAUCAUUCACUGAGAAUUCAGAGGGUAUUUUCCUAUGUUACCUGAGUGAUGUUGACAGCAUUGUGUUCAGGGCAAAGAAAAGUCAUGCAAUAAAAGUCUUGAUUUUUGCUGUAGGUACAGUAUGACACAGAAAUAUCUAUUAAUUUCUACUAUUUGUGGUGAGACAAUAAAGAUGCAUGAUAUCCAAUGUCAGCUCUUCAACUGUAAGAACCAAAACAAGUCCUUGUUGUUGGUUAAAGACCAUCUUUAUUCCUAUAGUAAUUAACCUUUUAGAUCUCGGCUUGAGUGAUCAGUGGGAGUUUCCUUUUGCGUCACUUAAAACUUAAAACUAAAAACAAGCCUGAGAGGAACAAGUACUAAAUAUAGUAGCAUGGUAGCAUGUUGUAUGUGUCCACUGCAAUUACACUUAUUGAGCAAACCAAUCUUUCUCUUACUCUCAUUCUUUGUAAUAUUGUUUAGUAUUCCAUAUUCUCAUGUAGGGUCAUAUUGUGAUUGAUGAAGUUUGCAAAUGUUAUUGGCGGUCAGUGGACACCAGAGACAUUGAGGUAACUAACCAACAAAAUCAUUCUCAUGAUUUAAGAAAUAAUCACAAUUUAAGCCUUGCAUGUGCGGACCUACCCAAAUGAACCAAGACAUACAUGGUUAAGCUCAGUCAUGAAUUCUUAGUAGCAGCGAUAUGACGUUGCAAGUGGAAUAAAUGACAGGUCUCAGUUCAUGUCAUAAACCCAUCAGUGUGUUUCCUGCACUCAUGUGUGCUCUCUCUCUGUGUCACAGCACCAUGGCAACCUACCUCUGGCUGGUCCUGGCCAUCGUCAGUGAUGUUGCAGCAUCCUUGUUACGUCCCCCACGUCAACUCUCCCCCUGUCAAAUGGUCCAGAAUGACGUGUACUGCAACGAUCUGAACCUGAGGACCGUUCCAGCCAAGCUUCCUCAUGGCAUUCAAAAGCUCGACCUGUCUCGAAACCUUCUACAAAACAUUACUCAAGAAGUUCUAGCAAUCUACACCACCGUUCAUCAUCUGAACCUCCACUCCAACAAGAUCCAGUUCAUCCAGCCAGGUCUGUUCAAAGACAUGACCAAUCUGCAAGUGCUGGACCUCUCCAGUAAUUACUUGGAUGUUUUUGCUGUUUCGAAAACCAGCAUUGGGCCUCUUACGGCUGUGGAGAGGCUUGACCUCUCAGGCAAUGGCCUGUACACGGGGAUGACCGACUUUUUUCUCAGUGAAGCCCCAGCACUAAUGAACCUUUCUCUGAAUGGCAACAGUAUCACCAAAGUGGGCAAGGAGACCUUUUGCGGAGCUUUGGCCUUAAGAAACAUUGAUCUUCACAACAACGUCAUCUUAGAGAUUGAGGACGGAGCAUUUGACUCGUUGCUCCAUCUGUCCGAGCUUGAUUUGUCCAUUAACUCCAUCACUUGCAUCACUGACUUUAACCUUUCCAAACUCAAGGUGCUGAACCUCAGUAAGAACAGCAUGGAGUGCUUCCAAACCACAGAUUCAGACCUAGAGUAUGAGCUCCUCUACCUCGACCUGAGGGAAAACAAUAUCCACUAUUUCCCCGUUCUCCCCAGAAGGAACAAGCUCAUGUACCUGGAUUUGUCCAGGAACCACCUGAUGAGUGUCAAUACCACAGGAACUGCCGAUGAGCUCGAGCACUUCAGAAACACGUUCGUACCUCAAACGCAGUCAGGUGGAAUGAGCAGACACCAGGACUUCUCAAGGCUCAAGUACCUCAACAUGAGCUACAACCAGAUAAAGAGCAUACCGAUGUCUUACUUCUGCAGCAUGGUGUCCCUUGUGCAUCUUAACGUAAGUAAUAACUGUAUCGGGGCCUUUUCUAUAGACCAGGAGAGCCCUCUGAACUCUCUGAAGACCCUGGACCUGAGUUACAAUGCCCUACAAAACCUCUCAUUUGGGGAGAACACCCUCCGGUCACUGCAGGAACUCUUCUUACAAGGGAACUUCCUCACCAUAAUGGACUCUGGAACGUUCCAAAGACUGCCUAGCAUCAGAGGCCUUCACCUCCAGCAGAACUACCUGAAAGUCUGCCCUUCACAGCGAAAAUCACCCCAGACAGACCACAACUCCCAGGAUCCUCCAGGCUGUGUCUCCUUUACAUCAAUACCAAGCCUGCACUUGUUGUACCUUUCUGGAAACAAUCUUGAGGUUCUGCCACCAUAUGCCUUCAAUGGCACCCCACUCAGGUUGCUGGACCUGUCCCUAAACCCAGGCUUGGACAUUCACCAGAAUGCUUUCUCUAGUUUGGAGACCUCCCUAAUUAAUCUCUCACUGAGAGAAAACCACAUCCCAGAAUUGAACACGGACCUUUCCCUGCUAAGUAGUCUCAAAUUUGUGGACCUGUCCACCAACAAGCUGACCACUCUCCCCCUUUGGAACAAGGCGUCCUCCAUCGAGUCCCUGAACCUGCAGAACAACAACCUGGUGACCCUGGAGUACAACACAGUCCUGGUCCUGGAGCGGACGCUCAAAACCCUCUAUAUGGGCUCGAACCCUCUCAGUUGCUGCAGCAACCCCCGCUUCCUCAACAUGCUCCAGCACUCUGAUGUGGUCAUCCCUGACUUCGCGAUAGUAACCUGCCAGUACACAGGGAACUCGGAGCCAGUGGAGGUGAAUGUUGGGAGUGUGACGCAAGAGCAGUGUCAGAAGCUGGACAGUAAGAGCGUGAGCAUUAUCGUCAUCGUGGUGACAGCUUUGGUGCUGAUAGCGGUGCUGGUGGUGCUCUCCAAGGUGUGCCACCCCAAAAGGCGCAAGCUCAACAUCAGCUUCAGGGCCUAAAGAAGGUGUCCUGUGAUUGAGGACAAAGAGAUGCUGGACAUGUCUCCUCCCAGAGACUACUAGGCUGAGAAAACCAGAGCCUGUUGGUGCCUUUCAAUGUGAAGUGUGCACCAUUUCCAAAUGUUAGCUCAAUUUUGGAGGGAAUGUGCUGAGUUCUGGAACAUGGGAGCCAAGUCUUGAAGGAAAUGGCUCCAUUAGAUAUUUCAGCUCACCUGUGAAGUUAAAGAAAAAUACACAAAAACAAUUACCACAACAAUAGGACUUUAUUGGAGAGAGGGAAACUACGUCAAUGACAGUACAGAUUUGAUCAACCGAAGCACAGUGACUCAUUUGGGGUCAGAUUGGUGACACGUUGUGUCUUAUAGAAGUUGCAUAAAUUGAAAGUGUUGUUCUCUUCUUUUCUUCUUCUAGUUAAUAACAUACAGUUAUGUGAAACACAAGAGGGUGAAUGUGGUCACUUUUUAUAUCAUUAUCAUGUGCACAUACAGUAUAUAGAAAUGUAGCCAUUAUUUAAUGACUGCACAGGGUCAGCUGAUAUGCAUUAGAUUUGCUGGUCCAAACCUAUGGCCAUACACCAACACCUCUCUUUCUCAAUGCAGUAGUUUGCACUUUAAUUGUAUUGUAUUUGUAGAUUUAUUUUAUUAUUAUUAACCUGCUUUUGACUAAGGUAUUUUUGUAAUAUAGACUAAAUGACACUAAGUGGGGAGCGCAUAAUGCAAACAUGCCCAUCAGUGCCAUGUAAUGGCAGAGUGGAGAGCUCUCUUCAAUUAAUCUCAAAAUCAGCAAAUCAUUAUGAAACCACAGGGUGUGAAGGUCAUGGCUGCAGUUCUUUAGAAUAGAUGAAUGUGACACUACUUUAGUAUUCAAUCAGUGUUUUGUAGAAUUUACAGAUUCUAUUUGUGGGACAUGAAUAGGAUGUACUGUAUAGACGUGAAUCAUUUCUCCUCCUGUGGGUAAUUCCUAUAGGAGGAGUUGCAGUGAAUAUUAAUUUCGUAGCUGUAUUUUUGUAUUUUUCACUGGUAGAGAAAGGGGUGUUAUGGGGGAACCAAAACAGGAUUGAAGCAAUAACUCCAAAGGAAGCAGUACUGUCGGAACACCGACAGAAAAUUAUGUAGCUUGUUUUCACAGCUUGUAGGGCACCGCAGAUACCUUUCCUGUUAUUGAUAAACUCACUCUUGCAAAAGCCCAUACUAAAUAAUAAUUUGCAAUUUCACAAUGCUGGGUUUCCCUUGCUACGGGCAUUAGUCAAAAACAUUUUUUCCACAGAAAUCCUCUCUGGUUGCUACCAUACAUAGAGAGGCUGUCAAGUCAAAUUACCGGUUUGAUAAGUUAAAUGAUACAGUGGAUUAGUGAGGCUUUAACAGAUAGGAGGACUUGUUUUGUUUUACUGAAACAAAAGCCUUGUUUAAUGCAUUCUAAUCUGGCCUUUGGCUCGAGGUUUUCUCCCUAUGUCGGUUGAAUGACAGAGCAGAGUGAGAGGAGCAAACAUCAACCCCACGCUUUCUUCACAGGGAAUUUGGAUAGGCUUGGUCCCUUAAUCAUCGUUGCAGUGAACUCAUGCCAGACUGAAAUCCUUGACUGCGUAACAUUCAGGUUUUUCCACCAGCAUCUCCAUGAUCAAUCAAAAUCACGUAAAUGCACGGAUUUGAGACAAUCAAUGUCAUUUUGAAGAAAGAUUGCUUUGUUAUUCACAGGGAAGCUAUCCAUGUUGCAUUUGUUCUCACAGAGAUCUUGGCCUCUUUAUCUGCGUAGGCCUAGCCCACAAGACCAAUCAUGAACGCUAGAGAUUCCCCAGACUAGAAUUGUCCUAAGCCUUACGCAAAUGGAACACUUGCCCCAACAGGUCAGUGAUGUAACAAAGCAAAGUAACAAAGAAGUGACAAAGUGACAACCAAAGACAGACCAAACUGUGUAGAGAGUUGGUUGCAUAAUGUGUUUGCUUUCUGCCUUUUACAUUGCAUACGUACUGAAAUCAUUAUUAUAGUGUAUUUCUACGUUGGAUGUGGUAGAAGGAAGGAUAUGGUUCCUUACUUAUCUUCUUGUUAAUGGUAGGACUAUUUUAAACAAGAAAAACAAGCCAAGGGAAAUACUUGGUGAGGGAAAUAUGACCUGAAACAUAUUUAUAGAUAUUUGUUCCAGAGAUAGCACGACAAGAAGAGUUAUAUCCUGUUUCUCACUGUUCAUGCAGUCACAGUACUGCAUUUGGGGUAACCCUCUUGCUGCUUUUGCCCGCUCACAUGACUGAACUUCAAGUGAAACCGUCAAAGGUCAAACUAAUGUAUAUGACAAAAGAAGUAAUCUGCUGCUUGAAGUGACAUCCACCACAGACAACAGUCAGUGCUCAACAUUUUACAUAAAUUGACAAUAAUAUAAUAUAAUGUCAUGAAUAUCUUAAGCCACACGUGUGUGUAGCGAAACGCUAGACUGGCGUUUCAGUUUGGAUGCUAUGCUUAUACAGGCUAAUCAAAGAUACGGCUGUGUAUGUUUCGCUUAAUAAAUAAAGGAUAUUAGCAUAAAUGGAGAAUGGUUAUGAUGGUGUUAUGUCACUUUCAUACGUACUGAAAUGUUACUGACAAUGUUACAUACAGUUUAAUGCAAUGUUAAAUUGAAGUUGCACCCUUGCUUCUGUUUUAUCUAUCCACUUUUACAUGUACAGCAUAUGAAGGAUAUUACAAUGGAUCUAUUUUGAACUACGGUAAAAAAUAUAUAUUUAUAUUGUUUUGUAUUUUCUUAAGUAAAUGAUCUAUGAAUCAGAA